Molecule: messenger RNA, 1763 nt
Organism: Castor canadensis (American beaver)
Lineage: Eukaryota; Metazoa; Chordata; Mammalia; Rodentia; Castoridae
Gene: Atg5
Product: autophagy related 5
Biological process (GO): cellular response to nitrogen starvation; autophagy of mitochondrion; piecemeal microautophagy of the nucleus
Cellular component (GO): Atg12-Atg5-Atg16 complex; cytoplasm; phagophore
Molecular function (GO): Atg8-family ligase activity
Source: RefSeq, a predicted model, not a curated record
GGACUUGCAGUGCGCUUCCAGGGCUCCGCUGCGCUGCGGAUUGCAUUCGCUGGAUACCGGAGAGCGGAAGUACAACCGGGCUUGGCUCCGACCUCCGCGCCGGUGCUUUGUGCGGCUGCGCGGGCUGUCGGGGACUCCUGCUUUCUUGCCUCUGCGGGACAGUGUGGGUCAAGCAGGCAGAGCUGGAAACGAGCCACCUCACCGGUGCGGGAAGUCGGACAAGGAGCCGGCAUUCCGGUUUGUCUUUGGUUGAAGAAAAAAUUUAGCCUAUAUGUACUGCUUUGACCACUGGAAGAAUGACAGAUGACAAAGAUGUGCUUCGAGAUGUAUGGUUUGGACGAAUUCCAACUUGCUUCACUCUAUAUCAGGAUGAGAUAACUGAAAGGGAGGCAGAACCAUACUAUUUGCUUUUGCCAAGAGUAAGUUAUUUGACGUUGGUAACUGACAAAGUGAAAAAGCACUUUCAGAAGGUUAUGAAACAAGAAGACAUUAGUGAGAUAUGGUUUGAAUAUGAAGGCAUACCACUGAAAUGGCAUUAUCCAAUUGGUUUGCUGUUUGAUCUUCUUGCGUCAAGUUCACCUCUUCCUUGGAGCAUCACAGUACAUUUUAAGAGUUUUCCAGAAAAGGACCUUCUUCAUUGUCCAUCUAAAGAUGCAAUUGAAGCUCAUUUUAUGUCUUGUAUGAAAGAAGCUGAUGCUUUAAAGCAUAAAAGUCAAGUAAUCAAUGAAAUGCAGAAAAAAGAUCACAAGCAGCUUUGGAUGGGACUACAAAAUGACAGGUUUGACCAGUUUUGGGCCAUCAAUCGGAAACUCAUGGAAUAUCCUGCAGAAGAAAAUGGAUUUCGUUAUAUCCCUUUUAGAAUAUAUCAGACAACAACUGAACGACCUUUUAUUCAGAAGCUUUUUCGUCCUGUGGCUGCAGAUGGACAGCUGCAUACACUAGGAGAUCUCCUCAGAGAAGUCUGUCCUUCUGCCAUUGCUCCUGAAGAUGGGGAAAAAAAGAAUCAAGUGAUGAUUCAUGGAAUUGAGCCUAUGUUGGAAACACCUCUGCAGUGGCUGAGUGAACAUCUGAGCUACCCAGAUAAUUUUCUUCAUAUUAGUAUCAUCCCCCAACCAACUGAUUGAAGGAGCAACUCCUGGCCUGGAUGGAAUCACCCUGAAACAGGAUUUCCCAGAGCAUGUCACCCUUUGCUUCAAUCAGGUUUGGUGGAGGCAAGCUGACCAGAAGCUCUGCUGCUGCAAGCCAAGCAGGAAGAAGAUUCCCUGUGAGAUAAGGCACCUGGGCUGGUCUUUAUUCAUCACUACUGCUUCCCUCCACUACCGGCAUUAAACCUCAGCUGCGAUAUGAAAGACUUAACGGGACCACUGCGAAUCUUCUGUCUUCUGGUAGAAUAGAAUGAAGCUGAAACCUUUGGCCUAAGAUGAAAAUGGAAACAUGUGCCACUCAGUUUGUAUUUCUGAUUAACAAAUAAACAGGGGUAUUUCCUAAAGUGAGCAUGGUUGAACUUUAGCUCAAGAGAGUGGAAAGGUUGGUUGAAUUUUUAAGAAAAUUACAUGUAAGAAAGUAAAAAAGAAAUUCUGUUAUCAAUAACUUGCAGUAAUUUUUUGUAAAAGAUCAAAUUACAGUAAACCAUCUUUCCUUAAUGAAAAUUUCCUAUGUUUACAGUCUGUCUAUUGGUAUGCAAACAAUCUUGUAACUUUGAUAAUGAACAGUGAGAGAUUUUUAAAUAAAGCCUCCAAAUAUGUUUUGUCAUUUAAUAACAA